This is a messenger RNA of Pygocentrus nattereri (red-bellied piranha), 937 nucleotides long. It is a transcript of the gene tbca, whose product is annotated as tubulin cofactor a. The transcript has 4 exons. Lineage: Eukaryota; Metazoa; Chordata; Actinopteri; Characiformes; Serrasalmidae. Gene Ontology annotation, biological process: post-chaperonin tubulin folding pathway; tubulin complex assembly. The record is from RefSeq and is a predicted model, not a curated record. Gene Ontology annotation, molecular function: beta-tubulin binding. The coding region runs from base 392 to 727 and encodes 111 amino acids. Gene Ontology annotation, cellular component: microtubule cytoskeleton; cytosol.
GUUCAUUCGCCUCCGAGAAUUCAUCGGCUUUACUCUCGCCUCCUCAGCGACCGGCUGCGUCAACUUUAUUCCCAGCUUCUCGGUGAUUUGCUGAGUCGGCUCUUCUCCUCAAUAAACUGGAAGCAAGCCACAGAUGGGAGUUUUGCUACAGUGCUGUGUUUUGUCAGAUUAUUUCAGGAUUUUUUGGAAUGUUUUCUUCAGCCUAUAGCGUCCAGUGAACGUCAGAGGAGUUGGGCUCAUUUGGACUCGUGAGCCGGAUCGUUCUGUUUAUUGAAAGGAAUCGAUUCGUUCAGGAGUGGGAUCAGGCUACUCUGAGCUAGUGGCGUCUCCUGUUCGCGGUUUUUUUGUUUUUCUGUUUAUUUCACUAGUCGGUCACAAGUCCACUUUAACUAUGGCAGAUCCAAGAAUACGACAGAUAAAAAUCAAGACCGGGGUUGUAAAACGGCUGGCUAAAGAGGAGGUGUUGUAUAUAAAGGAGGCGAAGCAGCAGGAGGAGAGGAUCGAGCGGCUGAAGGCCGAGGCGGGAGAUGAGUAUCUCAUCAAGAAACAGCCCUACGCAGAAAACCGGGCGGCUUCGUGUCUCGUCCUGGAUUGUGAUCAGUUCCAGCUGGACGGUUCUCUUGUCCAGAACAAGCCUCGUAUUUUGGAGACGGAGGAGGAUCUGGCAGAAACAGAGGAAUACAAGGAGGCCAGGAGCAUUUUAGACUCCGUCAAGCUGGAAGGAUGAUGUAAACACACAGCUCACACAGUCCCGAGUGUCCAUUCCAUUUGUCAGGACUUGUUAAGAAGUGUUGAUUCAAGCCAGUUAUCUGUUCCUCCCUCUCUCCGUUUUUCUAUUUAUUUUUCACUCACGGAAUGACGUGCCACCUGAUCCUUAACGUUCUCUGCUGAGUGUUCAGAUUUACACACAACAUCAAAUAAACUUCCUUUCUUACGA